AUGGUUCAAGAAGAUUUGUUCAGGUCCAAGGAACGGCAGCCUCGAGUUCUACUGCUACCGUGGCUAGCAUACGGCCACAUCUCCCCCUUCUUGGAGCUGGCCAGGCAUCUUUCUUGCAGAGGCUUCACAACCUACCUCUGUUCCACCCAUACCAAUCUCUCCUCCAUAAAAGAAAAGCUUCGACAGAGGAGCUAUUCGAGCAUCAAAACAGUAGAACUCCAACUACCGUCGAUUCCUGAACUCCCUCCAAAAUUCCAAGCAACGUCGUCUCUCCCAUCACACCUAAUGCCUCUGCUUAAGAAGGCCUUUGAUUUAUCCAAGCCUGCUUUUAUAGACAUCCUACAGGCUCUGAACCCAGACUUUGUUAUUUAUGACUUCCUCCAACCAUGGGCUCCCUUGGCGGCUUCACAACUGGGCAUCCCCGCCGUGCUCUUCUUAUCAACUAGUGCUAUUUGCUUUUCUUAUGGCCGUUCCAGGCAUGAAGGACACGACCAAAACGUCUCCCCUUUCAAAACCAUUCAUUUCCUUGAGCAUGAAGUAGAGAACAACAAUAGAAUGCUCCGCAGUGAAGCGAACGGCAUCAGGGACGUAGACAGAGUUAAUCAAUGCGUCGAUCAGUCUGAAGAUGUGAUCUUCAUAAGAAGCUCCAGAGAGAUUGAAAGAAAGUUUGUCGAUUAUCUUCCGCUCGUAACCGGUAAAAGGGUGAUCACAGUAGGCAGUCUGCUUAAUCAAGAGGCAAGCGACCACUCUGCAUCACUGCCAUGCAAGUUCACAAGUUGGCUUGGAACAAAGAGGAGCUCUUCUGUGGUUUUUGUUUCAUUUGGUACAGAAUAUUUCAUGUCAAAGGAAGAAAUCACAGAGAUCGCACUCGGUCUGGAGCUAUCGAGGCAGAACUUCAUAUGGGCAGUCAGAUUUGUAUCUGAGGAGGAGGAGGAGGGGAUGGAGAGACAACUGCCCGAGGGAUUCAUGCAGAGAGUUGAGGGGAGAGGAAUGGUGGCGAAUCAGUGGAUCCCACAAAUGGAAAUACUGAGCCACCCCUCAAUUGGAGGCUUUCUGACCCACUGCGGAUGGGGGUCCCUGAAUGAGGGGAUGGGCUGUGGGGUGCCCUUCAUUGCUCUGCCCUUGCACUUGGACCAGCCUCUCAAUGCAAAGCUGGUGGUAGGGGAGCUGGGCCUUGGGGUGGAGAUAGAGAGAGAAAGGGAUGGGAGGUUUAGGAGGGAGAAGGUGGCGGAGGGGAUCAGGAGGGUGAUGGUUGGUGGGGAGGGGGAAAAGAUGAGGAGGAAGGCGAAGGAGAUGGCUAAGAAGAUGAAGGAGAAAGAUGAUGGGGAGAUUGAUGUGCUGGUUGGCGAGGUGAGGAAGAUGACGAGCGGAAGGGGAUGGAAGGAGCGGGGACUGCAGAUCAGAGAGAUGAAGUAA
Nymphaea colorata (pocket water lily) is the source of this 1416-nucleotide messenger RNA. Its product is annotated as UDP-glucosyltransferase 29-like. Gene Ontology annotation, molecular function: UDP-glycosyltransferase activity. The transcript has a single exon. The record is from RefSeq and is a predicted model, not a curated record. Lineage: Eukaryota; Viridiplantae; Streptophyta; Magnoliopsida; Nymphaeales; Nymphaeaceae. The coding region runs from base 1 to 1416 and encodes 471 amino acids.